Molecule: messenger RNA, 747 nt
Organism: Thermothielavioides terrestris NRRL 8126
Lineage: Eukaryota; Fungi; Ascomycota; Sordariomycetes; Sordariales; Chaetomiaceae
Exons: 2
Coding region: 238-678 (146 amino acids)
Biological process (GO): positive regulation of translational initiation; nuclear-transcribed mRNA catabolic process, deadenylation-dependent decay; transcription initiation at RNA polymerase II promoter
Cellular component (GO): RNA polymerase II, core complex; P-body
Molecular function (GO): translation initiation factor binding; nucleotide binding
Source: RefSeq, a predicted model, not a curated record
CCCGGCUAUACAGUCGGAGGCAUUCCCUCGUACACUCCUUAAUACGAUUUCAUCCAGUUCGACUAUCACGUUUGCACACCGAAGACCUCGCAGCCGUGCAGGACGCACGCCGCUUCGAGUCCUUAAGAAAAGCGAUUACCUGCCGAUACCGAUACAAGUCCACCUAGAGAUUGCAUCACCCACCCCGUACAAAUCCGACUCGGGGAAGAUCGCGCGCGCACACACACAUCUCCAAACAUGUCGGACCAGAACCAUGCUCCCACGGCGCGGUCGAAGCCGCCGCCGCCGGGCGAGGAGGAGGCGGGCGCGGUGCUCAAGCUGGGCGAGUUCCAGGACGUGGACACGCUGACGCUGUCGGAGGCGGCGCUGGUCAUCAACGCGCUCAUGGCGAAGCGGCGCAAGGACCGCAAGGACCGCAACGAGACCGACGUGCUCGUCAAGACGCUCGACUACCUCGACUCGUUCGCCCGCUUCAAGCAGAAGGAGAACGUCGAGGCCGUCGAGCGCCUGCUGAGCGCCCAGAAGGAGCUGACCAAGUACGAGAGGGCGCAGAUUGGCUCGCUCUGCUGUGACAGUGCAGACGAGUGCAAAACCUUGAUCCCUUCCCUCGCGGACAAGAUCAGCGACGAGGAUCUCCAAGAGUUGCUCGACGAAAUGGCCAAGCUCAUGAGCACUUGAGCUCUCCGGGCGAGAGACCUUGUGUGGAGGGAUCUGGAGGGGCUUAGUGCAUCUCGGCGGGACCUCCAG